UCUUCCUCAUUUACGCUAAAGUGCUUUUCCCUAGCGAGCUCUGUGCUUCAAGGAGAUCUUUCGCUUAUUCUCUUUCCAGCUUCCAGCCACUGGAAAUGCCCGGCAGCAGCAAUUCCCUGCUGGAAUUGUCGCCUCGGAACUGGAAAGUUUCGGCAGGCGAAUAGUUAAGGGGAGGAGGAGAAGGAGGAGGAGGAGGAGGAAGAGGAGGAGGCAGGCUCCCAGUUCUCCCAGUUCUGCCGGGCUCAGCAGCCGCAGCUCGGGGGCACCGGGGGGAGGCUGGGGAGGGCACAGCAGCUCCUCCGCAAUAUUCCCGCAAUAUUCCCGCAAUAUCCCCGCAAUAUCCCCGCAAUAUUCCCGCAAUAUUCCGGCUCCCAGCCCUUCCCAGGCUGCCUGCAGAAGUUUCCCGGGAGCUGCAGGCGGAUUCCUGCGGGAUCCAAUGCUGAGCGCUGCAGGGAGCGGGAUGCAAACAUUCCCGAUUAAUGGUUAACCUGCUCCGGGAUAAGGGACACGGCUCUGCUGAAGGACAAUGACACCCUGCAAUUCUCUUUAUUAUUAUUAUUAUGCUGCCGUCUCCUGGCUAACUCUGGACGAGUGGCAUCCCUGUUCUCCUGCUUUCUGCACAGCAUCCAAAGGUUGACAAGGACUCGAUUUGCUGCAGCUUUUUGUUCAGAUGGAUGGAACGCUCCCAUCAAGGUUGUUUACCCAGUAAAUGGAUCCCUGAGGAGCUCAAAGGCAAAAACACUCUCCUGGGAGCUGAUUUCCUCAUGUUUUUCUUGGAGCUGCUGAAAGAACAUCCCAGGAAAAUGGACGAGCCCUCCACCUAACACAGAGCUCUCCUUUCGGGAAUGCUCAGUGGAAAAGAGGCACCAUUCCAGCAUGAAAUCCAGUGCUUACCAGUAAGGACCAAAGGAUAAAUACAUUCCUUCCCAACAGCCCAAUAACACCUUCAAAAGGAAUUUUGAUACCAAGUGCUUCAAGGAUAAAGACUUUAUGUAAUUGCUGCGGGAUUCAGGACUGCUGCGCUCUCAUUCCUCUGAGUGUUCAACAAGAUGAUCUGAAUGUUUCAUUGGACUAUGAUAAGAAGACAGGAUCUGGAAAUAAAAGAUGAACCCACUUCAUGCAAAGAAAUCAAAAUUUUUAGUGUGUGUUGCUGUCUGUAUGUUCAUCUACACCUUCAUCUACCUAAAGGUUCCACUUUAUGACGAGUCAAAUGACCAGAAAUUCCAUGUCAGAAGAGCAGAGUGUGGUUUUUACCCGGAUGAAAUUUGCUCAGCUCUUUUUGUGGGGAAACCUGCAGCCUCUAAAAUUGGAAACUUUUGUCAGAAGUCCUACCAGCCCAAAGCCCUCAGCUGCAUUCAGAGUUCCUGCAGCUGCUCCACAGUCCUGGAGACUCUGCAUUUUAUCACCAGACCGCUGUCAGAGGAAGAAGGAAAUUUCUCCUUGGCAUACAUUAUUACAAUUCACAAGGAGCUGGAAAUGUUUGUGAGGCUGCUAAGAGCUAUUUAUAUGCCUCAGAAUAUUUACUGCAUCCACAUUGAUGAAAAGUCACCCAGAGAUUAUAAAACUGCUGUACAGAACAUCGUUAACUGCUUUGAAAAUAUUUUUAUUUCCUCCAAAAGAGAACACGUUGUUUAUGCGGGGUUUUCAAGAUUACAAGCUGAUAUUAAUUGCAUGAGAGACCUCGUUAACUCCAAAGUUCAGUGGAAUUACGUUAUUAAUCUGUGUGGUCAAGAUUACCCCCUGAAAACAAAUAAAGAAAUCAUACAAUACAUAAAAAGUAAGUGGAAUGGGAAAAACAUCACUCCUGGGAUAGUGCAACCCCUUCAUGUGAAGCACAGGACAGAGGUCAGCUACAGGGAGUAUCUCCAUUCUGGAGUGCCCUACGUGUACCCAGCAAAGAUCAGGAAAGCUCAGCCUCCACAUAACCUCACCAUCUAUUUUGGCAGUGCCUAUUACAUCCUCACUAAGGACUUUGUGGAGUUCACGCUGAGCGAUGCCCGCGCCAAAGCUCUGCUGGAGUGGUCCAGGGACACCUACAGCCCUGAUGAGCACUACUGGGUCACCCUCAAUCGUUUACCUGAUGCUCCAGGGGCUACACCCAAUGCAGGCUGGCAAGGAGACCUAAGAGCCAUUAAAUGGAAAGAUCAAGAAGGACUCUCACACAAAGGCUGCAAUGGUCAUUAUGUCAGAGACAUCUGCAUUUACGGCCUGGGGGACCUGCAGUGGAUUAUUGAGUCCCCUCAUCUGUUUGCCAACAAGUUUGAGGCUGCUGGGAACCCGCUGGCGCUGGAGUGCCUGGAGAGGCGGCUGCGGCUCAAGGUGCUGCGCCAGGCUCAGGUGCCCAUCGAGCAGCACUGGCGCCUGCAGGAGCGCAGCCACUUCAACAUGCAGCUGGACGUGUGAGCUCAGCCCUCUCCUCGCAGAGCUGCAGCAUCCUCCCACAGAAAAACCACAUUUACAGCCAUGGGAUUCGCUCUGUGCAUCGAGGGGAAAGCACAAUCCUCUACUCCCUAAAUAAUCGGGUUGUAUUUAUUCCGGCAGCGAGGGGUUAAUUCCCAAAGAAUGUCUGAAUCUCUGCUGAAGACAAGGGGGGAAGUUCAUAAUCCAUUAAGUGACUUAUUUAGCUGGAAAAGUCAAUAUUCCUCAUGUUCACAGCCAAAGCAUGACUAACUGGCAUGAAAAUAAUAAAAUGGAAGCAGUGACUGAACAAAGAUAAAGUAUGAAGAAAUAACAAAUUAAAGUCAUGACCACUGAAUGUCUCAGGAAAUGUUUUGAAUAAUGAAGUUGAUGCUAAAAUUUCAGAGCUUGUACGUAAGUGACAAGCAGUUUGUGACACAGCUCAUGCCACUGGGGGAUGUGGGUUUGUUUUUAUUUCCCAGGGCCAGCUGCAUCCUUAAUUUCAUUUUGUAGCAUGGCAACAUCACUGCAGCCCUUCCCAGGCUUUGCUCCUAAUAACAGAAGGAUCCUGCAACACGUUUACCUCCAAGUCUCUGCUCUGAGUCUCUGCAGGAGUUUAGGGCAAGGAUAAAGGGAAAAUUUGAAGGCAGUUAUUACAGGAAAACUGAACAAAAACCCAUUUUUCAAACAUUUUUCUAUCCCAGUGUAGCUGACUGAGAGAAGCAAAGAGCCUGCAGCAAGUGCGGUAACACCUGGCAGGAAUCAGGAUGAUUCACUUGAUUAAAAACUGCAAAUUAUAAAUAAAAAUUAAAUAAAUAAUUUAAAAAAUAAAUUAAAAGGCGCAAUUUCAAUGUAAUCUUCAAUAUGCACCCAAAACAUCCCAUUUUUUUCAAGAAAACUGGCUACAGAUAGAGCCUAUUCCCAAAAAAAUCGAACCAACAACAGGACAUGAAAGUUUCUUGUUAACUUAUUCCCAGGUUGCUGGAACUUUACUCCUCAUUUUCCCACACAAGUUUAUUGGAAACAUCAUUUCUUGCAAAUGAACUUUCACCUAAAGAAAGGCCAUCUGGUCAUUAUUUAUUUACAAACUCAUCCCAAAUGCAUGUCCUCAGUUUCAUGGAUAAUCCAGGACUUAUCUUGUGGUUAAAUAUUGCUGGACAUACUUUUUUUUUUUUUUAUGGAGGGAAAUAAAGCUAAAAAAGAAAAGGAGAAUAAAAGCCAGGCACAUGUUCAUGCUGAGCUUGUUGAGAGUCUCUCUCCAAAACAUUACUGAAGCUAAUGGGUCUCUGGAAUGGAUUAAUCAUAGCAAUAUUCAUAAUUAAUUUCUCUCCAGUUUGCUGUCGGGCACUGCCAGCGUUUAUCCACUCCAUGAUGUCUUUUAGAACGGGAAUGGGACGCUCCUUAUUGCCAUCACUGCAAAAAAUCCAGUCUCCAGCCUUCACCCCUGGCACCACCACACAGAACCAUUGUGAAUCACUUCCAAAUUGAAUUAAAAUGAAAAAUCCAAUAGCCAGGCACUACACAUCAUGGACUCCUUUCUCAGAAAUUGAACCAGGCCAAAAACCUGCACAAAAAGGCCUCUGAAAAUACAGUUUUGGUAUGACUUGACCCAUGUCAACUUUGCAUCCUUUAAAGGAUUUUGUAUUUGAAAGGAAAUUUUAGGAAAAUCAUCACUAAACCAUUCUGAAGUAGUAAGAAAUAACAUUCAAUUCAUUAUUGUGAUUACCAUGACCACAUCAUCUCCUUGAAACACCCAUGAAAAGCCUUCAUGGAUUCUGUGUUAUUACGUUAACAGCUGAUCAAUCACAAGUUUCAGACCUUAGUAAAUAUUUGUUAAUUUUGGUGUCCUAAGAGCAGAAAGGGCCAAAGUCACCCUGGUUCCAGGAACCACUGCUGCACACAGAGCUCUGGAUCUGACUGCCACAGGCAUGAAUUCUGUUCCAAAAAGCUUCAUAUCUAAAUUAAACAUGGGGUUGUGUUUGAUAUGGCACAGAGCUUAAUAGUUAGGGCACUGCUUCAAGUCUGUGUUUAGUUGACUCUGAAAACAAGUCCAAAUCAAACUUUGAAGUGAUCCAAGAAAGUACAUUUUAAAUGUAAUCUUGUCCUUAACUUUCAAAGUGACUCCCAGAAGGGCUUCCAGCACCAAUUCCAUAACAUCUCCACGCCACUUCUAGCAUAUUCAGAGAGUCAGCUCCCAAAUUAAAGCAUCAUUUCUGUCAAAUAGCAGACUUCAAUUAGCAGACACCAAAAACUGCCCAUACAAGAACCUGCAAGCCAGUUGGAAUAGAAAUUCCAAGAUACUCGGGCACACCAAAAUGCACAGACCUACACAGCUCCCCACAGACUUGGAACCUCCAACAUCCCACGGGAUACACAAACAGGGAGAAGAGACAGUCUUGCUUGUUCUUUUAAUUUUAGGCUGUUGGAGAAUUAAACACCUUGCUCCAAAGUGCAAGUUUUAAACUCACAGAUUCCAUCACAGGUAAUUCCUCCUGAGGAACAGGAGGCAGCAGAGCUGCUGCUACAGAUUCCUCAUCUGGAAUAAGCGAAGUUAUUUCUCUGCCUGCUGACUGAAAUGUGACUAAGUCACAUUUUAGCAUGUGACAGUGUUGAGAGUUUAAAUUUUCCCUUCUUACUGAUCAAAAUUUGGCUCAAGCCAAAUCCAUUUCUGUGGAAGAAUGCAUUACAAGAUGCAUUUGCACUCCUAAGUUGCUGUUUCAGACAAAAGCUCUUUUCCAACUCUUUUAAGUCUAAGUAGAAGCUACAAAAUUUGUCCCCAGCACUUCAUCUGCCAAGCCUGCUCUCCAACUUAAACCAGCACUAAAAAAUUCUCACUGCUCUUUCAACAAAUCUUUGAAAGCCAAGAAGUUUUACAUUUUAGCAAGACAGUUGAAAGCAUUUACCCUGCAGGCAGUGAGAGAAUCUGUCUCUUGAAAUGCUGCUCCAGUGGCUGACUGGUCCCUUGGAUAAAAUUCUAUAUAACAUAUUCUAAAUAACAUUCAUUUGAACGUUAUUCUUUAAAGUGAACCCUUCAAAGUGCUACUUAAGAUGUGAAGAAAGAACAGCUUAUUUUCAAGGUAAAGCACUAAAAGAAUGGCCUGACACACUAAUUACAGUUGCUAAUGGCCCCCCACCCCUGACAGAGCCUCUCCCAUUCCUGUGCCUUUCCCGGUACCAAUCCAGUCUGACUAUUCCAGGAAAGCAGGUAAGUGCAUGUAUUUUAUACUGUCAGCUCUUCAUCUGAAGUUUCUUUGAGGCAAAAGAAAGAACUCUGAGAGGAAGUUUGGUUCCUCUUCCCUAGACCCCUUCAAACCCAGGACUUUGGUAAGUGCUGUCAAGAAAAACCAAGGAAUGCUCAAUCCUUCAUCAUCCUGGUGUUUCCCACUUCCCUGAAUCAGACAGAACCUGCACAUGCAUCCUGGUUUUUCCUAAACACUUCUUUGGUGACCUGCACACCACUGGGCAAAUGGAUUUCUCUGUUUCUUGUGGGAGCUGCCACAGUAAAAACUGAGCUCAGAACUGAGCAGUGAGAGGUCUGGAUAUUCCCUGGGGAGUAUUUUCAGUGCAUCAUUACAGCAUCUCUUUCCAAAUUCCUGUGGGAAAUCACUGCUGGGCACAGGGAGCAGAGUGGGGAAGCUGCUCUGGGGGCUCACACACCCAGGACAGAGCUCUCCUGAAUCCCACGUUUGUGGGGAUGGGAAUGGCCCAGAGCUCCAGCACUGACAUUUCUCCACUUUUGCAGCCACUGCAGAGCUCUGGGAUGAGGUGAAACCACAGAUUCUGCUGGCUGAGAACUGAAGAGCCCCAAGACAAGAUGGGAUCAUCCUUUGUGAACCUUCCUCAUGUCACUCUGCAAAGUCACACAGCACACACAGGUGGGAUGGCACAGGCCAAACACAAAAGGUGACAAGGUCAGGAAAAUGCUGUGGCUCACGGGGGUCUCACAGAGUGGAUUUUCCUUCAAAAUUAUUGCAAUUCCUAAAACACAAUAAUUAGCACCAGCAGAAACACGUUUGAGACAGCCCACAACAUUCAAAUGUUCUGUACUUCGACAUUUUUUGCAUUAGCAAAAUUAGAGGAUUCUAUUCAUUAAUAAAAGAUUCCAAUCUGAGCAUAGGCAAUG
Molecule: messenger RNA, 6520 nt
Organism: Poecile atricapillus (Black-capped chickadee)
Lineage: Eukaryota; Metazoa; Chordata; Aves; Passeriformes; Paridae
Product: beta-1,3-galactosyl-O-glycosyl-glycoprotein beta-1,6-N-acetylglucosaminyltransferase 7-like
Exons: 6
Coding region: 1105-2403 (432 amino acids)
Cellular component (GO): membrane
Molecular function (GO): acetylglucosaminyltransferase activity
Source: RefSeq, a predicted model, not a curated record